Molecule: messenger RNA, 4290 nt
Organism: Betta splendens (Siamese fighting fish)
Lineage: Eukaryota; Metazoa; Chordata; Actinopteri; Anabantiformes; Osphronemidae
Exons: 2
Coding region: 660-1997 (445 amino acids)
Source: RefSeq, a predicted model, not a curated record
ACGGGGCCCGGCCGGGCACAGCCCGAAAGAGCGACGUGGGGCCGUCCUCAAGUGGACCCACCAUCCGCGGGAGGAACCGUAGGGGGCCGGUGCAGAGUGGAUUGGGCGGCAGUCGAAGGCGGGAGCCUGGGCGCCCCAAUCCCUGGAUAACCAAUCUGGUUAUUGGGACAUGGAAUGUCACGUCACUGGGGGGAAAGGAGCCUGAGCCUGUGCAGGAGGUCGAGCGGUACCGGCUAGAAAUAGUCGGGCUCACCUCCACACACAGCCUGGGCUCUGGAACCCAACUCCUUGAGUGGGGCUGGACCCUUUUCUACUCUGGAGUUGCCUGCGGUGAGAGGCGGUGGGCUGGUGUGGGCUUGCUCAUAGCUCCCCAGCUUAGUCGCCAUGUGUUGGAGUUUUCCCCGGUGGACGAGAGGGUCGCUUCCCUGCGCCUUCGGGUGGGGGAUAGGUCACUCACCGUCAUUUGUGCUUACGGGCCGAAUGGCAGUGUGGAGUACCCGGCCUUCUUGGGGUCCCUGGAGGGAGUGUUGGAAAGCGCUCCAACUGGGGACCCCAUCGUUCUUCUGGGAGAUUUCAAUGCCCACGUAGGUAACGACAGUGAUACCUGGAGAGGCGUGAUUAGGAGGAACGGCCUCCCUGAUCUGAACUCGAAUGGUGUUAUGUUAUUGGACUUCUGUGCUAGGCACAGUUUGGCCAUAACAAACACCAUGUUCGAACAUAAGGGUGUCCAUCAGUGCACAUGGCACCAGGACACCCUAGGCCGGAGGUCGAUGAUAGACUUUGUAGUCGUUUCACCUGACCUUCGGCCAUAUGUUUUGGACACUCGGGUGAAGAGAGGGGCUGAGCUGUCAACUGAUCACCACCUGGUGGUGAGUAGGAUCCGCUGGCAGAGAAGGAGGCUGGAACGACUUGGCAGGCCCAAAUGUAUUGUGAGGGUCUGUUGGGAACGCCUGGCUGAACCCUCUGUCAGACGGACCUUUAACUCACACCUCCGGGAGAGCUUCGACCAGAUUCCGAGGGAGGUGGGAGACAUAGAGUCCGAGUGGACCAUGUUCUCCGUCUCCAUUGUCAACGCGGCCGCUCGGAGCUGUGGACGCAGGGUCUCUGGUGCCUGUCGUGGUGGUAAUCCCCGAACCCGGUGGUGGACGCCGGAGGUAAGGGACGCCAUCAAGCUGAAGAAGGAGUCCUACCAGGUAUGGUUGACCUGUAGGACUCCUGAGGCAGCUGAUGGGUACCGGCAGGCCAAGCGUGCUGCAGCCUGUGCCGUUGCGGAGGCAAAAACUCGGGCUUGGGAGGAGUUCGGGGAGGCCAUGGAGGAGGACUAUCGCUCGGCCUCAAAGAGAUUCUGGCAAACCGUCCGGCGCCUCAGGAGGGGGAAGCAGUUCUUUACCAACUCUGUUUUCAGUGGAGGUGGGGAGCUGUUGACCUCAACUGGGGAUGUUAUCGGACGGUGGAAGGAGUACUUUGAGGAUCUCCUCAACCCCUCCGACAUGCCUUCUGCUGAGGAAGCAGAGGCAGGGGACUCAGAGGCGGACUCGCCCAUCACCCAGGCUGAGGUCACCGAGGUAGUUAGUAAGCUCCUCGGUGGCAGAGCAGCGGGGGUGGAUGAGAUCCGUCCUGAGUACCUCAAGUCUCUGGAUGUUGUGGGGCUGUCUUGGGUGACACGCCUCUGCAACAUCGCGUGGAGGAGGGGGACAGUUCCUCUGGACUGGACAACCGGGGUGGUUGUCCCUCUUUACAAAAAGGGGGACAGGAGAGUGUGUUCCAACUAUAGGGGGAUCACACUUCUCAGCCUCCCUGGGAAAGUCUAUGCCAGGGAUCUGGAGAGGAGAAUUCGGCCGAUAGGAAGACCUAGGACUCGCUGGAGAGACUAUGUCUCUCGGCUGGCCUGGGAACGUCUUGGGGUCCCACCGGAAGAGCUGGAGGAAGUGUCCGGGGAGAGGGAAGUCUGGAACUCUCUGCUUAGACUGCUGCCCCCGCGACCCGGCCCCGGAUAAGCGGAUGAAAAUGGAUGGAUGGAUGGAAAUGAAAAGGGACACUCGAAAGUUCACAUUCUGGACAGAGAGGACAAGUGCUUUUGGGGAGGGGUGAGGGAAGUGUUUCAUAUAUAAAUUACACCCUUCCUUAACAGAGGAUGAGGCCUCAGACACAAACUGUUUCCGAUUCAUCAUGCUGCCUUUUCAUCUAUUCCAAAGAAGAUCAGGACCACUUUAAGUGGUCAAAAAGAGGUCAAAAAGAGACAAACCCACGACUCUGUAACGAUGGAGGAGGAGCUUAGACGUUCAAACCUACUCACUCACCCCCUUGUUCUCAUAACGAGCCCAUCGUUACAGGUGGAGGAAAAACCUAACUGAAGGAUAAAUGUGUGACCUUCAGUCAACUUCCUUCAGACUAAAGAAGCCACCUGGAUUGGUAGCGAAAUGUUACUACUGAAAAGAAGAAUUCCAGUUAACAUGGCUCAACCUUCACACACUGACUACAAAGACUCAGGCAUGAACCUUUUUUAGUAUUUGCAAGCUUUUUUAACUUGCAGCUUCUCCAGUAAAGCCUGCCACAUCAAUGCAAUUUCUCAGAAUAAGGAUAUGAAACUUAAUCAACUGUCACAUUUACAGUUCAUCCCAAUCACAACAGCAACAAACCCCAUUCAGCAGUCGUGCCAGCGAUCACGAGUCUGUUGUUUGGAGCAAAAGAUCUACCUGCCAUGGAAAAAAGAUCAUAAAUUAAGCGAAGGAAACUUGAAGAAGACUUUACACAAUCAUGACAUUUUUUUUGCGUCCAACUAAACCUCAUGUUGUUUUUACAAUAAAAAAUCUAGUAAAGAUUGCAUGUGAUGUUACCUAUAUUGAAGAUACAGAUAUAAAUUUCUUGCAAAUUUUGAUGGUGAAUUGACGAUUUUCUGAAAUGUAAAUGUAAUAACAGUAGCACAGAAACUCAUAUGCUAUGCUAAGUUAUAAUAUAGUUAAACUAAAUUCAGUGUCACUGUUAAUCUUUUCAUGUUUUAUUAUUUUGAUGUACUUAUUUUGAAGUCAUACCCUGUCCAAAUAUUCUAUUGACUCCCCAACUCCCCGUUCAGUUGUUCUGUCCAUCAUGGCAGUGUUUAAAAUUAGUUUGGCUUCUCUUCUGUGGCCACAAGCACAGUUGGUCUGAAUGUUAGUGUUCUCUUAUUUUAGAAGGCUUUUCUCCUCUGCUACUGACUCAUCAUUAAUUCACUACAGGCCUCCUUGAAGUGAGAAUGUGAAAUGAAGGUGUAUGAAUUUCAACUUUUCACAGUCUGCUUGUGUACUUGACUGGAUAUGAAUUGUUUGCUGCCAUUUGAUAAAGCAUUGAUUGCAUGUGGGGCAGGAAACACACAUCUUGCAGGAAAACAAACCUCCUCCCUUGUCUGUUGAAACACCAACUGCAUUAUUGGGAAAUGCAUAUAGCACAAGACUUGAUGAUGUCUAAUGCUUGGCUUGCACAAUGUUCAGGAUGUAGAUACCAGGAUGUCAUGUGAGGUCUGUUGUUUCAAGGGGCAAGACAAAAGAAGUACCACCCAUCUAAGAAGUACAGCAACAUGACCCUUCCCUCGUGGAAGGACAACCACCUGCACGGGCGCCAAAUUGUCCAAGACCGCUGGCUGUAACACCCAAACUGGGAGAGUGGCUCCAGCAGAUCCCAGGAACAACAUCUGAGAUGUCUGUCCAGAAGAGUGCCGUCCUAGGAACAGCUAAGAUACUGCGCAAAACACUCAAGCUCCCAGGCCUCUGGUAGAGGACCCGAGCUUGUGGGGCAGGUGGGGAAUUUUUUUUAUAUUUUUUAUAUUUUUUAAUAUUUUUUUAUAUAUAUUAUAUAUAUAAUCUUGGUUAAAUCUGAUUAACGUUUAUAGUCCUCUUCUUUUCAUACAACUUGUGUAUUCUUCCUGUGAUGGUGAUUUUAGGUCUAUUAUUCAAUUCAUUUUUCAAUUCAUUAUUAUAUUAUUCAUAAUUACUACAGUACUACUAUAAUUGCUACAUUAUAACAGCAAACGCCAUACUAACUCUUCACAGUUAUUAUACAGACAACAGACACUGCUUUACAUAGAGUGUAACUCUAUGUGUAUAUUACUUGUGUUGCUUCCUAUACUUCGUGUCUACAACUUCCGGGUUUUAGCGCACGGAGAGGAUGCAAGGAAUCCUGGUUCAGGGCUGUUUUCGGUGUGUUAAUGACAAGCCCAGUUCGUUUUAACAACACAUUAAGUUAUUUUUGAACACAUGUAGUGAAACCUCGCCUAGUUGGAUUAUAGUUCCGCGGUGAAGCUGGGUUUUAUUGUGC